Molecule: messenger RNA, 2142 nt
Organism: Xylona heveae TC161
Lineage: Eukaryota; Fungi; Ascomycota; Xylonomycetes; Xylonales; Xylonaceae
Exons: 1
Coding region: 1-2142 (713 amino acids)
Biological process (GO): transcription initiation at RNA polymerase I promoter; nucleolar large rRNA transcription by RNA polymerase I
Cellular component (GO): RNA polymerase I upstream activating factor complex
Molecular function (GO): RNA polymerase I general transcription initiation factor activity; rDNA binding
Source: RefSeq, a predicted model, not a curated record
AUGUCGGCGAGCAUGGACCUUGCGCAAGAUAAAAAGUCUCUUCCCAGGGAAGAGGAAGAUGCUGACAUGAAUGAUGUGGACGUGGAUGGCUUCAUUGAUACAUAUGCGGAAGACUCUUCAUCCUCCUACGCCCCGUCAAUAGCCUCUGCUUCCCCGUCUAAGCGGAAGAGAGUGCAAGAACAGCCAGUGCCACCUCCCAAUGAGGAGAGGCCUAGCAAACGAAAGCCACAUGCUGGUGCUGAAGACGCUGGUGAACAUGACCCAGCAGAUGUCUUUCCACUAGACCAGCGGCUCAAAAGGCGAAAACUAUCAUACAAUGACAAGUACAGAGAACUUCUGAACACAGUCAUUGAAGACGCCACUUCAUAUUCUCUGCUUGAUCAUGAUCAACCACGCUCAGAUCUUCCCGCCGGCCAGAUUGGAGCAACAUCUUGGACCUCAGAAGAGAAAGAAUCAUUCUUCAAUGCAUUAGCACGGCUAGGCCGGGACAACAUCAGAGGCAUCGUAACCGCCAUCAAGACAAAAUCUGAAGUCGAAGUGCGGGCCUACUUGCAACUGCUCCAUGCCGGGUUUCUCGAAAUCCACACCUACAGCAAUCAGAGAAAAUGGCUAGCAAUGACAGAUUUCCCUGCAGCCUAUGAGAUUGGCGAAGAAUGCUGUUCACACCUUGACGAUCUCAGCGCAUCUGUUUCCAAGUACCAGGAACGAGCAGAAGCCCGUCUCGAAAAGCAACGGUGGCCAUCUGUGCCCCUGCUGACUCAAGACGUGGCGCAAUGGCUAGACACGCGCUGGGCAGAAGGAGACGAAGGACGACAAGAAGUGCACAGUAUUCUGCCUGCAGCGACACUAUUCCGUCCAAGCACGUGGCUGAAGCUAUCCAAGGAGAUAUUCAUGAACCCUGCUGCGCCCCGAGAGGAGGACAACUGGCGUAAUCUUACACCCGGCAACGACACCAACAGCGAAACCCCAUCUAUCCAAACCACUGCCUUUGCAGACUUCUAUACUCUGGCAGUCAGCCUCACGCAGCGACUCGUCCAGACGGUUAUUUUCCAAGCCAUGUCCCGGCUUCGAGCCAGAGGGAGAGGAAAGGCCAAUCGCCAACCCAUGGUCAAGCGCAGCGACGUCAAAUCAGCACUGAAAGUGCUCGGGAUGAAGCCGGACUCCAAACGCUUCUGGGCAACCGCGGCUAGAAGGAACAAUAUCCUCGUCUACGAUCAUGACAGGUCUCCGAGUGCAAAGUACAUGACCUACGCAGAAGUAGAAGCACAACUGGGCGAGGAGGUAGAAGACGCCGAGGAAUGUCAUUAUUCUAAAGCGGAAAAAGACAAUUUCGACGGCGAGGCAGCAGACGCAGAAUCAGAAUCCGACGAACCCGACGAGGCUGAUAUAUCGGACAUAUCAGGUGCUGGAGCCGAAAUUGAAACAAAACACCACACGCCCACUACCAAUCCAAAAUCUCUUCCACUUCCCAGUACCUUCAUUUUCUCUGAUGCAGAAGAAGAAGACACCGACGCUCCACUGCCUUAUUCGCGCCGUCGACAGCGCGAGAUCGCUCGCCUCCGCCUCGAGCAACAGCAAGACGAGUACGCCGAGGCAUUCGAUCGCAAAGCGGGACUACUUGAAGAAGAGCGGCUCUGGGAGGUUAUCGGAUGCCGUCCAUCAACUGUAAUCAAGUCGGAAGAAAUGGAACUACCCGAUCCGCCUAUGCGCAACAUGAAGAAUCCCGAAGAUCUACUCGACUGGCGAGACCGCGUCGAGUAUGUUAGUCCCUGGGAGGUUUUCUCUAAGCCUGUACCCUCUGAGGCGUUUCGUGCAAGAUCAAAGACUUUGGGUGUUUCGAGGUCUGCGUCUGCGCGUGCGACUUCCUCAGUGGGCCGUGGUCGUCGUCCCUCUUCCGGUACGAGGAAAGGAUUUGCUACAGUCACGUGGGAGGAGGACCAGGACCAGGACACAGAUACGGAUAUGGAUCUAGGAGUGGAAGCACAUCGGGACACAAGCCAAGAUGCAGACGAAGACGCAGGUGCAAAUAGUCACGAGGGUGGGGAGGAGGAGGAUGACGAUAAAGAUGAAGAUGAGGAAGGUGAGAGCGAAGGACAAGAAGAAGACGAGGAUACCGAGCAUCAAGGGCAAAACCAAGUGUGA